Messenger RNA from Coregonus clupeaformis (lake whitefish), 3127 nucleotides. RefSeq names its product glutamate ionotropic receptor kainate type subunit 3 (gene grik3). Gene Ontology annotation, molecular function: transmitter-gated monoatomic ion channel activity involved in regulation of postsynaptic membrane potential; kainate selective glutamate receptor activity. Gene Ontology annotation, cellular component: presynaptic membrane; kainate selective glutamate receptor complex; postsynaptic membrane. Gene Ontology annotation, biological process: monoatomic ion transport; modulation of chemical synaptic transmission; synaptic transmission, glutamatergic. The transcript has 16 exons. The record is from RefSeq and is a predicted model, not a curated record. Bases 268 to 3033 code for a protein of 921 amino acids. NCBI's taxonomy places the organism in Eukaryota, Metazoa, Chordata, Actinopteri, Salmoniformes, Salmonidae.
GCAUCAACCGUAGGAGGCGAAGGGAUACAGACUCGUGCAGGCUAAUUGUAGCAGCCAGCGUUCGCAGGUGUAACGUUUAUCCGCCUGUGUGUGGAACUGGGGUAUAAUAUUGACAAGCCGUUCAGAGCCUUGAGAUUGAAAAAACUGGGAGAAUGUUGCACCAAGUACAAUGAGCGCCCAUUUGUCGCAGACACACAAUUCAAAUUUGAUGAGCAACACUGAAGCGUCUUUGGAAUCUUAAAAAGUGGAUCCCACGACUUUACAAUCAUGCGAAAUACUUGGUUGUCUGCCCGGAGUUCGAUUUUGGAAUACUGGACACCGGCCAUUCUAUGUCUCUUUUGGAUUCAGUACUCUUGUGGGAUGCCUCAUGUCAUUCGAAUAGGGGGGAUUUUCGAACAAACAGAGGGACCGGUGCCGCUCGUCAGCCCAGAGGAGCUUGCCUUUAAAUUUGCAGUGAACAACAUCAACAGAAACAGGACUUUAUUGCCCAACACGACGUUAACUUAUGACAUACAGAGGAUUAAUAUCUACGACAGUUUUGAAGCGUCGAGAAAAGCCUGUGACCAACUGUCUUUAGGUGUCGUGGCAAUAUUUGGGCCGUCACAUAGCUCAUCCUCAAACGCCGUCCAGUCCAUCUGCAAUGCUUUGGAAGUGCCACACAUCCAGGUGCGAUGGAAACAUCACCCUAUGGACAACAGGGACACGUUUUACGCCAAUCUGUACCCGGAUUACUCUUCUCUCAGCUACGGCAUCUUGGAUUUGGUGCAGUUCCUCAAGUGGAAAACGGCCACAGUCGUAUACGAUGACAGUACAGGUCUUAUUAGACUACAGGAACUGAUAAUGGCCCCCUCCAGGUAUAACAUCAGGCUAAAGAUUCGCCAGCUCCCUCUUGACGGAGAGGACACCAGGCCUCUCCUCAAGGAGAUGAAGAGAGGACGGGAGUUUCGCAUAAUCUUUGACUGCAGCCAUGAAAUGGCUGCACAGAUCCUUAAACAGGCCCAGACGAUGGGAAUGAUGACAGAGUACUACCACUACAUCUUCACCACUCUGGACCUCAUGGCUAUCGACCUGGAGCCCUACCGUUUCUGUGGUGUCAACAUGACUGGCUUCCGCAUCCUCAACGUGGACAACCCUCAGGUGGCGUCCAUCGUGGAGAAGUGGUCCCAAGAGAGGCAGAUACCUCCCAAGCCCGACUCGGGCCUCCUGGAGGGGAUCAUGACGACAGAUGCUGCUCUGACGUACGACGCGGUCCACAUCGUGUCCAUCUCCUACCAGCACGCACCACAGAUGACGGUCAACUCGCUGCAGUGCCACCGCCACAAACCCUGGAGGUUCGGCGGGCGCUUCAUGAACUUCAUCAAAGAGUCUCACUGGGAAGGACUGACGGGGAGGCUGUCAUUCAACAGGACCAGUGGCCUCCGCACAGACUUUGACCUGGACAUCAUCAGCCUGAAAGAGGAGGGCCUGGAGAAGGUGGGGAAGUGGAGUGCGUCCGGAGGUCUCAACAUCACCGAGGUCCCCAAGCGGAAAGGGAUGAACAUCACCGACUCGCUGGCCAACCGUUCCCUGGUCAUCACCACAAUCCUGGAGGAGCCAUAUGUCAUGCUUAAGAAGUCUGACAAGGCGCUGGUGGCCAACGACCGUUUCGAGGGAUUCUGUAUCGACCUGCUCAAGGAGCUGGCCAGCAUCCUGGGCUUCACCUACGAGAUCCGCCUGGUGCCUGAUGGGCGGUACGGAUCGCAGGACGACAAGGGCCAGUGGAACGGCAUGAUCAAGGAGCUGAUGGAACACAGAGCCGACUUGGCUGUGGCCCCUCUUACCAUCACCUACCUGCGUGAGAAGGUCGUGGACUUCUCCAAGCCCUUCAUGAGCAUGGGCAUCAGCAUCCUGUACCGCAAGCCCAACACCACCAACAACGGAUUCUUCUCCUUCCUCAACCCCAUGACCCCUGACAUCUGGGUCUACAUCCUGCUGGCUUACCUAGGCGUCAGCUGUGUCCUCUUCGUCAUCGCCAGGUUCAGUCCAUACGAAUGGUACGACGCCCAUCCCUGCAAUCCCGGAUCCGACGUGGUGGAGAACAACUUCACCCUCCUUAACAGCUUCUGGUUUGGUGUGGGCUCCCUCAUGCAGCAAGGCUCUGAGCUGAUGCCCAAAGCCCUGUCCACCAGGAUCAUUGGAGGCAUCUGGUGGUUCUUCACCCUCAUCAUCAUCUCCUCCUACACGGCCAACCUGGCCGCCUUCCUCACCGUGGAGCGCAUGGUGUCGCCCGUGGACUCUGCCGACGACAUCGCCAAGCAGACCAAGAUUGAGUAUGGUGUGGUCAAAGACGGUGCCACCAUGUCUUUCUUCAAGAAAUCAAAGGUUUCUACUUUUGAGAAGAUGUGGGCCUUCAUGAGUAGUAAACAGAGUACGUCGUUGGUCAAGUCCAUUGAGGACGGCAUCCAGAGGGUUCUGAAGUCUGACUAUGCCUUGCUCAUGGAGUCCACCACAAUCGAUUACAUUACCCGGCAGAACUGCAACCUCACCCAGGUUGGAGGCAUCAUUGACAGCAAAGGCUAUGGAAUAGGCACUCCCAUGGGCUCUCCAUACCGGGACAAAGUGACCAUCGCCAUCCUGAGCAUCCUGGAGGAUGGCCGUCUGCACAUGCUCAAGGAGAAGUGGUGGAGCGGCAGCAGCUGUCUGGACGAAGAGCGCCGUGAAAGCGCCGGCCCCAUGGGCAUUCAGAACCUGGGAGGGAUCUUUAUAGUGCUGGCGUCUGGCCUGGUUCUCUCCGUCUUUGUGGCUAUAGCUGAAUUCAUAUACAAGCUAAGGAAGACGGCAAAACGUGAGCAGAGGUCUUUCUGCAGUGCCAUGGUGGACGAGAUCAGACAGUCGUUCACCUGCGGGAGGCGUGUGAAACACAAGCGCCACCACCAGGCCCCGGUCAUGGUCAAGACGGAUGCAGUGAUCAACAUGCACACGUUCAACGACCGACGACUCCCGGGAAAGGACAACAUGAGCUGCAACACUGGGAUGACCCCCGUGUUCCCGUGACGGUUUGCGCCUCCCAGAGAAAGAGCCUCCUGAGCAAUGUGGAGGGCGUGAUUGGUCCCGAAACCUGGGACAAUGGAAUCGAGGGGAUCACCAG